Eubalaena glacialis (North Atlantic right whale) is the source of this 2087-nucleotide messenger RNA. RefSeq names its product RAD18 E3 ubiquitin protein ligase (gene RAD18). Lineage: Eukaryota; Metazoa; Chordata; Mammalia; Artiodactyla; Balaenidae. Gene Ontology annotation, molecular function: single-stranded DNA binding; ubiquitin protein ligase activity. The coding region runs from base 75 to 1577 and encodes 500 amino acids. Gene Ontology annotation, biological process: DNA damage tolerance; protein monoubiquitination. Gene Ontology annotation, cellular component: nucleus; Rad6-Rad18 complex. The transcript is spliced from 14 exons. The record is from RefSeq and is a predicted model, not a curated record.
GUAGCGCGGGGAAUUUCGAGUGGCAGUGGAGAGUGGGAGACCAGUCGGACCCUCCGCCCUCUUUAGGGGAGGCCAUGGACUCCCUAGUCGAGCCCCGGUGGCCUCCGGGCCUGGCAGUCAUGAAGACAAUAGAUGAUUUGCUGCGCUGUGGAAUUUGCUUUGAAUAUUUCAACAUUGCAAUGAUGAUUCCUCAGUGUUCACAUAACUACUGUUCUCUUUGUAUAAGAAAAUUUCUGUCCUAUAAAACACAAUGUCCAACUUGCUGUGUGACAGUCACAGAGCCGGACCUGAAAAAUAACCGCGUAUUAGAUGAACUGGUAAAAAGCUUGAAUUUUGCACGGAAUCAUCUGUUGCAGUUUGCCUUAGAGUCACCACCCAUCUCUUCUUCCUCCUCUUCAAAGAACCUUGCUGCCAAAGUGCACACUUCUGUAGCCUUCAGACAUUCAUUAAAGCAAGGAAGCAGGCUAAUGGAGAACUUCUUGAUUAGAGAAGCUGGUGGUUCUGUGUCAGAGUUGUUGAUAAAAGCGAAUGAAAGCGAAUUCAGCCCUCAGAAAGAGCUGAGUUCUUCUGCAAAGACCAGAGGGACACCUUCCGUAGAAAAAUCAGCUCCAGGUUUCUCAGAGGCUGGUGUUCCUGAGACACCCUCUACAUCGGCCUUGAAACAAGUUACUAAAGUGGAUUGUCCUGUUUGUGGUGUUCAUAUUCCAGAAAAUCACAUUAAUAAGCACUUAGACAGCUGUUUAUCACGUGAAGAGAAGAUAGAAAGCCUCAGAAGCUCUGUUCACAAGAGGAAGCCGCUGCCCAAAACUGUAUAUAACUUGCUCUCAGAUAGAGAUUUAAAGAAAAAGCUAAAACAGCAUGGCUUAUCUGUUCGAGGAAAUAAACAACAGCUCAUUAAAAGGCACCAAGAAUUCGUACACAUGUACAAUGCCCAGUGUGAUGCUUUGAAUCCUAAAUCAGCUGCUGAAAUAGUUCAAGAAAUUGAAAAUAUGGAGAAGACUAGGAUGCGUCUUGAAGCUAGUAGACUCAACGAAAGCAUAAUGGUUUUUACAAAGGACCAAACAGAAAAGGAAAUAGAUGAAAUACACAGUAAAUAUCGUAUAAAACAUCAGAAUGAAUUUCAGCGUCUGGUGGAUCAAGCCAAAAAAGGAUAUAAGAAAACUGUUGGAAUGUCCAAAAAAAAAGUAACAAAAGAAGAAGAUGAAUCUACAGAAAAGCUACUAUCUGUAUGCGGGGGACAGGAAGAUAAUAAAAUGAAAUUCUCAGAUACGCCCUCAGUAACAAACCACUUCCCUCAGUCAAAGCUGGACUCCCCAGGGAAACUAGAGCCUGACAGACCAGAUGAUUCUUCCAGUUGUACUGAUAUUCAAGAGGUAGCUCUUUCUUCACCGGAGUCAGAUUCAUGCAAUAGUUCCAGUUCAGACAUCAUAAGAGAUCUUCUAGAAGAAGAGGAAGCCUGGGAAGCAUCACAUAAAUGCGAUCUUCAAGACACAGAAAUAAGUCCCAGACAGAAUCGUCGCACGAGGUCAGCUGAAAGUGCUGAGCUCGAGCCAAGAAAUAAGCGGAACAGGAAUUAGUGAAAAAAAAAAAACUUACAAAGCAUCCUCACUUGGUCAGUUACCUCCUGCCCCUAAAACAUCUCUCUCUAAAAAUACUGGCAUCCACACGUUCACCAGCUUUGCAGACGACAGAGACUUUUUGGCAAAAGGGUUUUGUUUGAUUUUGUUUCUAAAUUUCAGAAUGUCCUUAAGCCAUUCUCCUCUUCCAUGGAGAAGCCAACUUCAGAAAAGGAUCCUUUAGCCCCUCUACCACAAGGAGCAGUUGAGGCAUUCAGAGCCACUGUGUUUCUGGAAAGGCAGGAUGUCCCAACUCAAGUCCUCCGUGAGUGUGAGCACGCGAGGCCUGGAGGCCGGUGCGCGUGUUACAGCCGUUUCAGGAUGGUUGUUGCCCGAGUUUCAUGUGGUUGUUAGUUAGACCUGUGUCUUACACUUUACUUGGACUAGGAUAUUAGUAUUGUAACCUAAAGGCACAAAACAGUAACUUUGAAACAUUAGGCAUAUUCUCCAGAAAUGCCACUUACAAAUGAU